This is a messenger RNA of Trichosporon asahii var. asahii CBS 2479, 3705 nucleotides long. RefSeq lists its product as uncharacterized. The transcript has a single exon. Gene Ontology annotation, biological process: transmembrane transport; heme biosynthetic process. Lineage: Eukaryota; Fungi; Basidiomycota; Tremellomycetes; Trichosporonales; Trichosporonaceae. Gene Ontology annotation, molecular function: protoheme IX farnesyltransferase activity; ATP hydrolysis activity; ABC-type oligopeptide transporter activity. Gene Ontology annotation, cellular component: membrane. The record is from RefSeq and is a predicted model, not a curated record. The coding region runs from base 1 to 3705 and encodes 1234 amino acids.
AUGGCAGUCCUCCCCCCAGACAUGGCUGGGUGGGAUGAGGUUGCCCCGACGGAGACGAGAGAGGAGGUCCUUCGCAGACCCGAACUCCUGACUUUUCCCUAUCGUUGCCCUCCCCUCGAGCUCAACGCACUCUUCAACAGCACCCGAAGGGCUCUGUGGAGCGCGUCCUCGACUUUUUCCAUCAUGGCCAUGGCCCAACGCGGCGCCUGCGCCAUGGCGCUCGCCUUCCGCGCUGCCGCCCCAGGCCGUGUCGGUCUCGGCUCCGCCUCGGCUACAAUGGCACACCGUCCCGGCUUCAUGACAUUACGAACACUAUCGACCACCCCCUUUGCUCGGCCCUCCCCUCCCCUGUCAAGGAUAUCUGUGUUUACGCUCGGAAAACGUUUCGAAUCUACGACUACCUCGGACUCUGAAAAACGGAAGAACGCCAAGGACUCAAAGGCAGAGGUCGAUGUUCUUCUUGCGUCUACGGUCACUCCCCCACCCGUCAAGGUCGACGCUAAGCCCGACACUGCCUCCCUCUGGAAGCUCCUGUCUCUUGCGAAGCCUCAGAAGAAGCUUCUCACGCUUGGUGUCUCCGCGCUCAUCGUCUCAACUGGCGUCUCGCUUUCCGUUCCCUACAUCAUCGGUAAAAUCAUCGACUACUUCGCUCCCGGCUCCAAGGAGACUCUCCUGUUCGGACUUCCGCUGGAACAAGCCGCCGUCGCCCUCGCCGGCUUUUUGAUUAUCGGUGCUGUCGCCAACUCGAUCCGGUCCAUCUCGCUGCGUCUCGCCGGACAGCGCACUGUCGCCCAGAUUCGUAACAAGACCUACAAGCAGUACCUUGCUCUCCCUCCGUCGCACAUCGAGACCGCCGGUGUCGGAGAUGCGCUUUCGCGUAUCGGACAAGACUCCAGCAUCGUCGGCCAGUCGCUCUCCGAGAACCUCGGAGAAGGUCUCAAGGCCGUCAUGGGCGCCGCCGUGGGUGUGGGUGCCAUGUACAUGAUCUCGCCGAAACUGUGCGCCGUUAUGCUUAUCCUGUUCCCGCCUAUCUCGAUUGGAUCUUACUACUACGGUCGCUACAUCCGUAAACUGUCCCUCAAGACCCAGGAGGCGCUCGGUAACAUGUCCAAGCUCGCCGAGGAGCGUCUUUCCGCUCACCGCACCGUCACUGCCAGCAACACCCAGCCGUCUGAGCGUGCCCUGUUCGCCGGCAAGGUCGCCAGUGUCUUCAACCUGCAGAAGAAGGAGACGUACGCCAACGGAAUCUUCCAGGGAGGAAACGAGGUCGCCGGCGACCUCGCGAUGAUCGGCCUUCUCAUUUACGGUGGAAUGCUCGUCCAGCGCGGCGAGGUCACUGUCGGAGACAUGACCACGUCCCUCAUUUACGUCAACUGGAUCGAGUGGAGUUUGAACAGUGAGUUUGACGAAAUAUUCAAUAAACAAUGGCUAACGUCAGCCCUCGCCACAUUCUUUACUGGUCUUAUGCGUGUUGUCGGUGCCUCGCAGCGCAUCAUUUCUCUCCACAGCCUCCCGUCCCCUGUGCCUCUGAGCGUGGGUGCGCCCGUUGAGGAGAAGGAUGGCGGCGCCAUCGAGCUCCGUGACGUUGCGUUUGCAUACCCCUCGCGCCCCGAUGUCAGGGUCCUCGACGGUGUCAACCUCCGUAUCGACCAGGGUGAGCAGGUCGCUCUCGUUGGCGGCUCCGGCUCUGGCAAGUCUUCGAUCCAGCUUCUGCUGCUCCGCUUCUACGACCCCACCGACGGCCAGAUCAAGUUUGGCAACAAGGACAUUCGUGACUUUGAGCCCGAGUCGUGGCGUGGACGCAUCGGCUACGUUCCCCAGGACCCCAUUCUCUUCGCGGGUACGAUCAAGGACAACAUCAAGUACGGCCACCCCAAGGCCACGGACGAGGACAUCAUCAAGGCUGCCGGCAUCGCUCACUGCGACUUCAUCGAGCGCCUGCCCGAGGGCUACGACACUGUCAUCACGAAAGCAUCGCUCUCUGGUGGUCAGCGCCAGCGUAUUGCCAUCGCCCGUGCUCUCGUCGGCAACCCCUCUGUCCUGCUCAUGGACGAGGCUACGUCGGCGCUUGACUCCGAGUCUGAGCGCGCUGUCAACGCUGCGCUUGACGCCCUGUUCAACGACACCGACAUCACUGUCAUUCUGAUUGCCCACCGCCUCAGCUCCAUUGCCCAGGCUGACCGCGUCGUCUACCUUGAGGGUGGUCACAUCAUGGAGGACGGCUCGUACGACGACCUCAUCACGCGUCCUCAGGGCAGGUUCCGCAAGAUGGUCCAGGGCCAGAUGGCCAAGAUCGCGGACCCGAUCCAGGAGGAGACUGGCGCCGCUCACGAGCCCGAGGAGCCCGCCAAGCCGAAGAACGAGGACGAGCAGCCUGGAAUCACGAUGCGCGCUGCUCCUGCUUCGCCCUUCGCCGGCCAGAAGCGCUUCGCGCACACCUCGGCCACCCGCCCCGACGCCGAGCAGGAGCCUGAGAUUCCGCAGCCUCCCAAGUACCGCACUGUCUAUGGCGCUGCCAACGCGCCCGCUUCACCUCUUCCCGAGGUCGACCUUCCCAUCCCCUCUGCCCCUGCCGCCCCUCUUUCGUCUUACAAGCCUCUGCCCGAGCAGACUCCCAAGCGCUUGAUCAACCUUUACUCGCAGCUUUCGAAGCGCAACCUCAGCAUCCUCAUGACGCUGACUGCCACCACUGGCUUUGCCCUUUCGCCUCUUCCCCUCAGCAUGCCCGUCCUUCUCGCCCUUACCGCCGGCACGUUUCUGACUUCCGCCGCUGCCAACACCUUCAACCAGGUGCUCGAGGGCCCGAUCGAUGCCCAGACACCGCGUACUCGCGUUCGGCCUCUAGUCUCGAGGCGUGUGACGCCCUUCCACGCGACUGCGUUUGGCACGACCUGCAUGACCCUCGGCGGUGCCAUUCUGUGGUACGGCUGCAACCCUACGACUGCUCUCCUUGGCAUCGGCAACCUCAUUCUUUACUCGGCCGUCUACACGCCGAUGAAGCGCUACUCUGUCUGGAACACUUGGGUUGGCGCCGUCGUCGGUGCUAUCACUCCCCUCAUGGGCUGGACCGCCACCGGCGGCUCGCUGUGGCCGACUGCUGAGCAGCCUCUGCUCCUCCACUGGCCGUUCUCGAACCUGCCUGAUCUCCCAAACCCGCUCGCCGCGUGGACGCUUGCGCUUCUGCUCUUCUCGUGGCAGUUCCCCCACUUCAACGCUCUCUCUUACAUGAUCCGCCCCUUCUACGCGCUCAGUGGCUACCCGAUGCUCUCAGUUCUGAGCCCGAGGCUCAACGCGCUUGUCUCUCUGCGUCACGCCGUGCUGCUCGCCCCGAUCUGCGCUGUGCUCGCGCCUCUUUCCGGCGCCGUUGACUGGAGCUUUGCCCUGACCUCGGCCGUACCGAACGCCAUGUUCAUCGCGAGUGCAUACCGCUUCUACAAGAACAUCAACGAGGUGACUGCCAAGAAAUGCUUCUUCGUGUCGCUGUGGUACCUGCCCGUCGUGCUGGGUCUGAUGCUGCUGCACAAGAACCUGCGCAAGUGGUGGACGCAAGAGUCGGACUGGGAGAAUUCGGACGCCGGCAAGAACUACAUCCACGAGCGCGAGCAUGCUCGCGGAAGGAUACUGUCCGAGCGCCACCUGCCCGAGCACACGCAUCGUGUGGACGUCACGAAGCAGCCGCCAGCUGCCCCUACGCCAUCAGCGUAA